Messenger RNA from Zootoca vivipara (common lizard), 6176 nucleotides. NCBI's taxonomy places the organism in Eukaryota, Metazoa, Chordata, Lepidosauria, Squamata, Lacertidae. The record is from RefSeq and is a predicted model, not a curated record.
AAGCAUAUUAUGUAAGGGCUGAGCUUACUAUUUUGUUGAGUCACCUCAAAGUUAGCUUACAAAAUUAACUUGAACAUUUAUUUAUUUUUAUAUUUAAUAUAAUUUAUAUGCUGCUAUAUUGUUUAAAAAGCCCUCCCCCCCUCAAAGCAGUGUACAAACAGAAUGAGAUUAUUAGCAAUUGGGCAGUCAUUUGAAGGCUACGGUCUUAGGACAUAGCCUCUCUUCCUGCAGUUGCUGUACAUUGCAGGAAAAUGCUAGUUAGAUGUGGUCAAGUUUCUUUUCUGAGAAGUUUGUCUGCAGUUAAUGAUAACCUUCCUAGGAACUGCAGAGUUUCCUAGAACAGUUUGAAUGCGGUUUUAUGUUUCUGUGUAGACUAGGGAGAAUUACUAGGAAUGGGACAUGAAAGUGGAAGACAUAAAUUGGAGACUAAUAUUGAUGUGACAGCUGGAUUCAGAGAUGAAAAGAAAUUGAUGUGCUAAUGCUAAAUAGAGUGGUAUGCAGCCUAUAUCAGAGCCACAUGUUCACAUUAUCAGCUGAUGGGAGCAACUGAUAAAAUCAAGGGAUGACCAAGCACUUCAGACUCUGGGUCUAUCAAAGUUCAGCAUUCUGUUUAUAACAGCAGCCAGCCAGAUGCUCUUCCAGUGGUCAGAGCAGGACAUGAAGAUAGCAGUAGAUGAUGGGUACCUUAUCACUUCAUUUCCAUCCUGCUUUAACAACUGCUACUAAACCUACUAAACUUUGCUGGUACUUUGAUUCCACUGUUCCCUUUAGUUAUUACUUUUGGAAUGUAACUAUUGUUUCUCCUCAUUGUCAUCUAGCACAGUCUAUUGACAUUUUAUUCAUUCCUCCUGUAAUGGCCUCACACUUGUAGUUUUCCAUUUGCUCACACCAGACCUUUGAUCCUUUUGUUUGAUGUUCCUUUGACCUAUGUGGACUACACUGUUAUUUUGCAAUCCUGCAGCGCAAGUCUAAUAAAUAGGUGCUCUUUUAUAUCCUAGACUGCUGCUCCAUUUUAGUUCAGCUGAGUAUACUUAAACGUCUUAAAAUUUUAUUUUAUUUAUUUAUUGAAUUUAGAUACCACCCUAUACCCAGAGGUAGAAUAGUAGGAUACUAUAGGCACAUUAUAGGCACAUAGGUAUGUACUUGUAGCACAGCCAGGGUUACUUGAUAGACUUGCCAUAUCUCUGUUAUUGUAAGCCCCACUGUGGGUAUUAAUGUGUGCUGUUCAUCUUUUACUGUCAGCUCAUCACUGAUUUAGACAUUCUGGAUCUUUUAUUGUUUAUGUCUAGAUCUCAUUUUGUAUUCUGUAAAUCAUCCCUUGUAACUUUUCUCUUUUUGACCUCACCUUGUUUGAUUUUUAAUAUACCUUUUUUUCUUCACAUACUCUGUGCUUUAUAUACCUAUCCUCUGAAGUUGGCUCUUCAAACAUCUGAUGUAUGUAUGAAAGGUUAUGCCACAGUACAUGUGCUAGCCUUAUGGUGUCAAAUAAUGGAAUAGGCUAAUAAGGGUCUGUAAUUUAAUACAUUUGAGUAUGGAAUUUUAUCUAGACUACCACAGACAGAUUCAUAGGAAAUAAAAAAAAUAACUUUAUUUGAAGAUGCUAAAAAUCCAAAGUGCCAUUUAUUUUUUGAAAGUCUGACAUAAUCUUAGAGUUGUCUGUCAUAGGGAAAAAUUGAUCCCUGCUGACAGCUAAUGGUGUAUUGUUAUGUUAAAAUGAUUUGCUAAUUACUCAGAAAGUGUAGAAGUGCAAGACUUGAGUAUUAUGGAUGCCUUCCUACAUCAGGCACUUAAAAUAUGCUUUAGCUCCUCCAAAGAGGCAGUAGCUGAGAUGCACUUAAUAUUACGGCUGCUAGCUCAUUUAGAUACUACUAAACAGAUUGUUUAGUUUUCUAAUUAACUCAUUAGUUUUCUGUGUUCCCAUACUUCAGAAAUGCUAUUUUCUGAGUUCUGAAGAACUGUGAACUUGAGAUCUCUUUUUGCCCUGGAUAUAAAUAUGCAUGUGUUCACUCCAUGGUGGUGUAUGAUACAUCAUGCAGCACAGGCACUUUCCUAGAUGGAAAGUCUGUGUAUAAAAAGUCACAUGUUAAGCACAAUCAAAUGCAUAAUUUUGUACUAUAUGCUCUAGCAUGCAAAAGAGAACUAGAUGGAAUUCUGAAAAGUAUUGAUUGAUUGUGACCAAAGCACUGUGAACCAAAAUAAUUUUGGUAUAAUAAUACCUGUAGUAAUCUGCAGUCAAUUCCAGAACAACUUUUGAAAUGGUUAAAUACACUGCGCAAUUGGAAGCAUUGACCUCAAUGUCAGUAAGCUUUCAGAGGAUGCCUUGCUUUCCACAUGAAAAUCCCUACUUAGAAAGCUUACAGAUUGGCAGAUAUGAAUGCUUCCUAUGUGCAGGUGAAUAUCAACUUAUGGGAGCCUUCAUACAUGGCCUCUUGUGUACAGUUGAUUCCCCCCCCCCAGUGCCAUUCUGAGAGAUUUGCAGCUAACCUGAACUGCUCAACUCUACAUCAGUGGUGUCAACACUGAUUCCUUUAUGGUCUUUCAGUAUAGGCACAAAUGAUGCUUUGUGGGCUAAAUUGGCUUCAGUUCAACACCAGUCCAUUCUAACAGUUGGCAUAGACAGGUUAUUAGACUGGCUAAAAAUAUAACUGUGAAGUGAAGUUUAUUGCCAUUAAAUAUUUGUAGUGCUUUACAACUGUGUACACACACAGUAUACUGUAACUUUUUAAAAGAAGCUCAUAUAUCUUUUUCUCUUCAUGCAGGUCUUGGUAACCUUGUGUUUAUCACACAUUACAUUUACUGUUUCUCCUUGUGGACCCAAUAUUGUAAUAUGGCUGCCUAAGCCCCUUAAAAGGGACUUGAGUCUGAAGUCUGGGAGAUAGUUUUGUGCAUAAAUACUAAAAUUAUUUUUGCUUUUAUUAAGGAGAGCAUCUACUGCUCAGUAAACAUGACUUGCCUAAAUAUUUUAGCUAAUGAGUAUUAUUAUUAUUUAUUAAAUUUCUAUACAGCUCUUCAUCUGACGUUUCAUUUUUCCUCUCCUAAGCAAUAUAAUUAUGUUAAACACAAUAAACUUCUAAUAAUAUUAAAGCAACCUGGUUAAAAUUAUGCUAUUAAACUUCAGCAACAACAUAAGGAAAGAAAAUGUUCCAGGGCUGAUUAAAGCUUGUUGGUGUCCAGGGCGAGAGCAAUAGUGGUUGGCAGAGAUCACCCUUAGCUUAAUAGUUCCAAAACGUCAUUGAUGUAUUUGAGGGGAAAUCCUUGAAUAUCUUAUUGCCAAGAAUUAAACUAAUCUUAAGAGGGAGCAGAUGUAUUUAUGUACUAAAGUUUCAAAACACAGGGUGGCAUCCUAUAUUUGUCAUAUUCAGAGUAGAACCACUGAAAUCAGUGGAGAUUUGCAUCCACUCAUUUCAGUGGGUCUACUCUAAGUAAAACUUAGUUGGGUACAACCCAUACAUUCCUGGUUUAAUCUGAUUUUUAAGGGGAAAAGGUUUCUAAGCGUAUGUAGCCAACUACAGAUUCCACUUUUCCUUAAUACCCUACAUUUCUGCACUAUUAUUUUCUACAUAGUAACAGGAUUUGGAAACUAAUGCUGCAGCCUGGCGCUAAGUUACUUUAUUUGGACUUUCUUUGAUUUGGGUGGGACUCAUGUCCAAGUUUAUAGGCUAUGGGGCUGAAUAUUGAGUUUUCCUCAUGACGCUUUAUUUUUAAGGCUUCCUCGCUUCUUCCAUUAUAAGAAGGGGAACAUUAGCACUUGUAAGGAAGAAGGAACUUCAGUGUUCUAAGGAAGUGUGCAUUUUGAAAAAGAGAACAAAUGUUUAGCCAGAAAGAUGAAAGUAUUGAAUGAAAGAGAUACUUUAUAAAGAAAUUGCAUGCAAUGUUUUGCUUUCAGGUUUUUAUUUUAUUAUGGCCUGGAAGUUAAUCAGAUUUGCACAAAACUAUCUCCCAGGCUUCAGACUCGUCCCAUUCUCCUAUCUUAUUUCAUCGUCAUGAACAUAUAUGAUUCAUUCCCGUCCAAACUGAGGAAUAGCAGUGAUGUAAGUGAACUGACGUACGAUCUGUCAUGUGAACUCUACAGGAUGUCUACCUUUUCGACUUUCCCUCGGAAUGUACCUGUAUCUGAAAGGAGUCUCGCCCGUGCUGGUUUCUAUUACACUGGUGUGAAAGACAAAGUAAAAUGUUUUAGUUGUGGCUUGAUGUUGGAUAACUGGAAAAAUGGUGACAAGGCUCUGGACAAGCAUAAGCAACUCUACCCUAGUUGCAACUUUGUUAAGAGUUUGACUCCAUUGAACAAUCUUGGUUCAUCAUUUAAUUCUGCCUUUUCACCUCCAACUGCCUUUGGCCUUUCUUCUUCACAUUCCCCGACACCAGCAGCAAAUAUGGAUCAAAUUGGUUAUAUCAGUGGAAGCUUUUCAAGCUUUCCUCCUGAUCCAGUCACAUCCAGGGCAGUUGAAGACUUGUCCCAUUUGAGACCUAAAACAGUCAAUUAUGCAAUGAGCACAGAAGAAGUCAGACUGCACACUUUUGAGUCAUGGCCACUGACAUUUCUGUCACCAUCUUCUUUGGCAAAAGCUGGAUUUUAUUACAUUGGGCCUGUGGACAGGGUGGCUUGUUUUGCCUGUGGUGGUCAACUGAGCAACUGGGAGCCUAAGGAUAAUGCCAUGUCGGAACAUCGGAGGCACUUUCCAAAUUGCCCUUUUGUGGAACAAAUGCGUGACCAGACCAGUUUCACAGUCUCCAAUAUGAGCAUGCAAACCUACGUAAUGCGCCUCAGCACUUUCAAAAGCUGGCCAGCUGCAGUUCCAGUUCAGCCACCGCGGCUUGCGGAUGCCGGCUUCUAUUAUGUGGGUCGCAAUGAUGAUGUUAAAUGUUUCUGCUGUGAUGGUGGACUCAGGUGUUGGGAGUCGGGGGAUGAUCCAUGGGUAGAACAUGCUAAAUGGUUUCCAAGAUGUGAGUACCUGCGGCAUAUGAAAGGACAAGAGUUUGUCCAUCAGAUUCAAGUAAGAUUCCCCCAUCUUCUUGAACAGCUGUUAUCCACUUCAGAUACACCAGUGGAUGAAAAUGUUGAUCCAAGAGAUGAGAUGAAUGAAGAAGAGAAGGUGGUGCAAGCAGAGGAAGUGACAUCAGAUCUGUCCUUAAUCAGAAAGAACCGAAAUGCAUUGUUUCAGCGCUUGACAUGUGUGCUUCCUAUCCUUGAAAGUUUAUUAACAUCCAAAGUAAUAACUGAAGUUGAAUACCAUGUUAUUAAACAAAAAACACAGACACCACUGCAAGCAAGAGAACUGAUUGAUACCAUCUUGGUGAAAGGAAACACAGCUGCAAACAUAUUCAGAAAUGGUUUACAAGAGUGUGAUUCUGUUUUAUACAAAGACUUGUUUGAGGAGAAGAAAAUGCCUUAUAUUCAGACAGAAGAUGUUUCAGGCCUGCCCAUGGAAGAACAGCUGAGACGAUUGCAAGAAGAGAGAACAUGCAAAGUUUGCAUGGACAAGGAAGUGUCCAUUGUCUUCAUCCCAUGUGGCCACUUAGUUGUGUGUAAAGAAUGUGCCCCUUCCCUUAGAAAAUGCCCUAUAUGCAGAGGGACAAUCAAGGGUACAGUGCGGACAUUUCUUUCAUGAAGGGCAUAAAAUGAGUUUCAUCAGCAAGAUCCUCACAGUUAUUGUGUCUCAAAUGAAUGGAUUGCUAAUCCAGUCUAGCUCCAUAGUGCCUUGGAACCAAAUGUUACUAAAGAUGGGGGUGAGCAACCUUGCAGGGUGUGUUACAGUUUGUGGUUCACAAAAGUAGCUGUUGAUUAUUUGUUAACCUAUUGGGAAGCUUUCUAACACGUAUAACUGGUUAGUCUAAAAUGUAUUCUAUAUAGACCACAUUUGAGGAACCUGAAGCUUUACCAUAUGUUGUUUUAGCGCAGCUCCCAUUAACCUUAGCCAUAGGCCCUGCUGGCUGUGAGUGGGGAGCUGGCGUCUAAUGGCUCCCAGGAAGUUGCAGGUUCCCCAUCCCUGAUAACUAACUGAAUUAUGAGCAAAAGUUUGGUCAUUGAAGCACCUAUGCAGGAAUUGCUUGAGUUGGUCAUAGGACAAAUUAUAUACCACCAAGGUGCAGUGCAAAAGGCUUAUGCUACGUUGCUUUAUAUAUGAUCCUAUAAUGUUAAAAAAUUCUUUGUGAAAUAAACUUAAUAGUAAAAGUUA